Molecule: messenger RNA, 489 nt
Organism: Penicillium concentricum
Lineage: Eukaryota; Fungi; Ascomycota; Eurotiomycetes; Eurotiales; Aspergillaceae
Exons: 1
Coding region: 1-489 (162 amino acids)
Source: RefSeq, a predicted model, not a curated record
AUGUCAAUUCCACGCCCCCUCUCCCUCGAACCAAACACCCUCUACAUCCUCCUCCUCGAUCUAGGCGGCAGCUGUCUCUUCGAAUGGAAACUAUACCUCACCUCAACACCCACAACCGGUCGAACCUUCCACAUAACCAACGAAACAGGCCCAAUAGCCUGGCAAUACAAAACCGAAGUCGUGUACAGCAUAGCAAGCGACAUGCGAGUAGGGCUAGCGCUGAAAAUUGGCGUCAUCGGGCCCGUCAUGCACACCGCACUGAGGACACGUCUGGCACUCGUCCCGCUGGCGCUGUACUCGGGUCGAUUCAGAGAGGGCCUUUGCUGUCGCGUGUGGGUCAAGGAGGCGCUUUUUGCUUUGGAUGAUGAGGGUUAUAUUGGUCUUGUUCAGAGUGUUGUGGAUAUCGAGCAGGAGGCUAGACAGCUUGGGAUGCUUAAUAAAAGUCGGGGGACAAGGUCUGUGGUUAGGAGUAUUGGGUUUGGUGGGUGA